GACAGAGAGUUUUCAAUUAUCAGUCAUUUACUGUCAUGGUAACAGGGAUGGCAUUUUGAGAUCGCCCUCUACUGACAAAGUUCAAAUAUAAGCUAAAGUAAAUAAAAAAAGUGAAAAGACACUUACUUGUCCUUGGCAAGACACACAAAAUAAAUAAGUAAAUGAAUUUAUUCAAUGAAUUUAUUCAAGUUAAUGCAUUUGAGUUGAUGUAUUAUGAAAAAUGUCUAGCACAGUAAAAGUCAGCUUCACACAUGUUCACAAAAUGCACUAAUAAUAAUGCCUGCUUUCCCCUCCUUCAGCUCACUAUCAAAUACAGUAAUGCAGUGGCCCCUAUGGGUUACCUUCUGCGCAACAAUUUUGCAUAUUUUUCUGUGAACUCAGUUUACAAUUAAUCAGCGUAUGCAAUAAAAUCUUCAAGUGUCGCAAAGAUCCACUGUUAAUGACCAAACUCGAUUUAAUGACUUCUUUUUAUUUACGAAUAAAAGAGUAGCAAAAAUGUCCAAAGGUCUAGAGAGACUGUCCUGUUGCACGUUUCACAAAAUCAUGCUUUAUGAUUAGAGAAGCAAGGAGAAGACUGGAGCACGGGCAGUGCAGAAUCGCGCGCUGUCCGCGGUGCUGAACUCUGGAUCCGGCGCUGUCCGCGGAGCUGAACUCACUGAGGCGACCUAUUGAAGAUGAAACGCUCCUCUGUUCUCAUUCCUCUCCGCACUCAACUUCGCAGCGCUGUCUCAGACGAUGCUUUUCUGUCUGCUCUGGCGGCGCGAGCAUCAUGUAGAUAAACUUACUUUCGCACUGGGGAAACGUAAUGCUAUCGCAUCUAUUCUCGUUUAUUAACUUGACAUCAAAUUGUUUUCUCGGCGGAGGUGUCGAAGACCAAAUGGCGUUAUACUGUUCCACCUGCAGUAUUUGGGAGUUGAUUUAAAUGCCGCGGAUGACUAGAUGAUCACGAGAAGGAAGUACAUUUGUACAGAUGUUGUGGAUCUUUUUUUCUUCCUUUUCCAUAUUGUGAGAGGACACUUAAUGAUCGGGGAAGGAUAAUUACGUUUCUGGAUAUGUCAUUUCUGAAAUGGGCAUGAUCAGCUUUCAUUUGUAAAUAGUAAAGACACUCGGAUUAUCAGUUCUCUUGGAGUAAGCACAUUUUUUUUUUUUUUUUUUUUUGCACCAACUCGAAUUGGAAUGAUGUUUUUUGGUUUUAUCAUCCCGAAGGUGCACUUGCUCGUUUGAUUACAAAGUGGAACCAGACAUUUCAACGCGUGUCAUAUUUGCAGCAUGGAGACUUACAACUUAAGGAACCUGAGACACUCUCCUUGAAUGCGUCAAGACUGCCGCGGCAAAGGAUGGGCCCUUUUCUCCCGGCGAUUUGCGUCGUGCUGCUCGCCGUGAACGCCGCUGUCUCGCCGGCUUCUGUCGGCCCUGAGGACUAUCCCGCCGCGGACGAGGCCGAGAGAACUGCCAACAAUGACAUCAUUUUCGAUGACUACCGAGGGAAAGGCUGCGUGGAUGACAGUGGCUUCGUGUACAAGCUCGGGGAACGUUUCUUCCCGGGCCACUCGAACUGCCCGUGCGUGUGCACGGAGGACGGACCUGUCUGUGACCAACCCGAGUGCCCUAAAAUACACCCCAAGUGCACCAAGGUGGAACACAACGGGUGUUGCCCCGAAUGCAAGGCGGUCAAAAACUUCUGUGAAUACAAAGGGAAGACUUAUAAAAUCCUGGAGGAGUUCAAGCCUUCGCCCUGUGAAUGGUGCCGCUGCGAGCCAAAUAACGAGGUGCAUUGUGUGGUCGCUGACUGUGCAGUACCAGAGUGCGUCAACCCAGUGUACGAGCCAGAACAGUGCUGCCCCAUCUGUAAAAACGGUCCAAAUUGCUUCGCUGGAACCACAAUCAUCCCAGCUGGCAUUGAAGUGAAGGUGGACGACUGCACCAUCUGUCGGUGCCACAGCGGGGACUGGUGGAAGCCUGCGCAGUGCUUGCGGCGGGAGUGCCUCAACGGUCAGACGUCGUCAUAGAAACCCUCCGGAGCUGAAGGGAGGGACACCGAUGUGCGGCACGGCUGUCGGCACAGGGGACGGCCCACCUUGUGACAGCGAGAGACUGACUGGCAGGAGCACAAUUCCUCUGGCAAACUGAGAUGGCUGGACAAGUUGAGAUUCAUGGACAUGGACUCACAUACAUACUGUACACUCAAACACACACAUGCAUAAAAGUCCUUGGCAGAAUCAUAACAGUUUAUCUUUCAUCCUGUGAUGAGUUUAUACUAGGGUGAACCUCAUGAAAUAUUUCACUCCAAAAUCAAAAGAAAAAAAAAGAAAUGGUACUUUGCAUAAUGAAAAUAGUCUAUUUUAGGAGUUUUUGGGAUUUUGACACUUUUUCUUCCAUAAAAAUACCCCCCGCCCCCUCAUUCCAAUUGUUAUUUUACAUUUUCCCACAAAGUUACUUUAAUGCAUCCAAAUGUCUCUUUCUUUUUUUCUUUUAUAAAUGCCAUUAUUUAACAGGAUUUUCAUUAAAUGAAAAUUUACAAAUUUUGAUUUUUUUUUCAUAAAAAUUAUCCCAUUGCAAUUCUCAUUUUAUGAGAAUUUUAUUUAUUUUUUUCCCCAUUACAUUAAUAAGAAUUACAGUACAACACAAUAAUGAGAAUGACGAUUUUUUGCGAUUUUUUUGGCAAAAUACAAUUUCUUAUUUUGUUUCGUUGAUUUUGGCGUGUAAUAUGAUCUGGACACAUUCUUGACAGGUUUCAUGAGAUUCUCCCACUAGUUUUAUUAGUUGCUUAUGCUGCUUAAACACAGUGUUUGUAUAUUUCACGAGACCUUGAGCGCUCAAUGAGAACAUUUAAACCUAAAAUAGCACCACAGUCCUUUGAAGAUAAAGUUGAUUAUUUUCAUCUGAGCUUACAGUGAGAUACUGAAGCACAGCACACAUUACAGCAUUACAUACACAAAACCACACCUCCACUAGUCCUGUACAAGCCUCUGUGUUCCCACAUUUGUUGAGUGUGAGUGAUAUUUAGUAGUAGUAUUACUAGAGGGUAUGAACUUGUUCAUUAAGAAACAUGAUUAAUGACAAGUUUGAUUUUAAUUGUCUAAUUAGUGGAACAAGAGGGAAUAAGGUAGAUCUACACCACAUAAUUGGAAAAUGGCCCAAGAGAAACACAGCUGAGAAGCGAAGAUGAUUCAGUGAUUGUUCAGGGAAAUUAUUGUAUUGCUUCAUUCAUAUGAGAAAACUCUUAUGAGAAUGGAUCCAGCAGUAUAAGUGGGAAGCACUUUCCAUUAAUAGGGUACACUUGUGCGUCCUAUGACGUUAAACAUUAGAGGCAUAAAUAUUUUAUAUAAUAAUAAUAAUAAUAAUAAUAAUAAUAGUUUAUAUUACUGUAUUAUUAUAUAGUAAUAUUUUUUUAAAUAAAUUAA
Megalobrama amblycephala (Wuchang bream) is the source of this 3404-nucleotide messenger RNA. It is a transcript of the gene vwc2l, whose product is annotated as von Willebrand factor C domain containing 2 like. Gene Ontology annotation, cellular component: AMPA glutamate receptor complex. Bases 1338 to 2009 code for a protein of 223 amino acids. NCBI's taxonomy places the organism in Eukaryota, Metazoa, Chordata, Actinopteri, Cypriniformes, Xenocyprididae. Gene Ontology annotation, molecular function: protein binding. The record is from RefSeq and is a predicted model, not a curated record. The transcript has 4 exons. Gene Ontology annotation, biological process: negative regulation of BMP signaling pathway.